CGCUGCCGGGCAGGUGUGCGGGAGCGCUGCGCCCUGAGAGGAAGCUGCCCUGAAGGCCCCGCGUAUCGCCGAGGAGCCGCCUGCGGGCGGGCUGCGGGGCGCUCCGCUCGUGCGUGUGAGGAGCAUCCGCAGCCACGGGCUGCACACGCCCCUUCCAGUGGGGCAGUGUCGGAGGCGCUUGUCACGUUCCCUCCUUGUCUCGUACUGUGAAACGCGAUUCCUCUAAAUUGUGCAAGUCAGAGGCUGUGUUCCCUGUCAAGAAGCUUGCUUUGCAUUGAAAUGAAAGCAUUUUGGAAGACACAGUGAGAAUGCUAUUACUAAACCCUUUCUCUGGAAGGUGUUCAGGUUCCAGAGUGAUUGGAAGCAAUAUAAAUCCGCGACACAGUUACCUGAAGGAGUUUCGCACGGAGCAGUGCCCUCUCUUUGUGCAGCACAAGUGCACUCAGCACCGGCCCUACACUUGCUUCCACUGGCACUUUGUCAACCAGCGUCGUCGCAGAUCUAUCCGCCGUCGGGAUGGUACAUUUAACUACAGCCCUGACAUUUACUGUACCAAGUAUGAUGAGACCACAGGAAUCUGCCCAGAAGGAGAUGAGUGUCCAUUCUUGCACAGAACUACUGGUGACACGGAGAGGAGAUAUCACUUGCGCUACUACAAAACUGGAAUCUGCAUCCAUGAGACAGACUCCAAGGGAAACUGCACGAAGAAUGGAGUCCACUGCGCCUUUGCUCACGGGCCCCAUGAUCUACGCUCUCCGGUCUAUGAUAUCAGGGAGCUUCAGGCCAUGGAAGCUUUGCAGAAUGGUCAGACUACAUCAGAAGGUGGCAUAGAGGGCCAGUCUGCAGUUGCUGCUAGCCAUGCAAUGAUAGAGAAAAUACUCAGUGAGGAGCCAAGGUGGCAAGAUACAACAUACGUGUUGGGAAAUUACAAGACAGAGCAAUGUAAGAAACCUCCUCGUCUCUGUCGCCAGGGUUAUGCCUGUCCGUACUACCACAAUAGCAAAGAUAGAAGAAGAAGCCCAAGAAAACAUAAAUACAGGUCUUCGCCGUGUCCUAGUGUGAAACAUGGAGAUGAGUGGGGAGAUCCCAGUAAGUGUGAGAAUGGAGAUUCAUGCCAAUACUGCCACACUCGCACAGAACAGCAGUUCCACCCGGAGAUCUACAAAUCCACCAAGUGCAAUGAUAUGCAGCAGUCUGGCAGCUGUCCCCGAGGACCCUUCUGUGCCUUUGCACACGUAGAACAGCCACCUCUCAAUGAAGAUUUACAGCAAUCCUCGGCUGUGUCCAGCCCCACACAGACAGGCCCUGUGAUGUACAUGCCAUCAGCAGCUGGCGAUUCUGUGCCAGUCAGCCCUUCCAGUCCACAUGCCCCAGACUUGAGCAAUGUGUGGAAUAAAACAGGAACUCUGCCAACUAGCCCCACCUCCACCACAAUUCUUUGUAGGAACAGCAGUCUCGGAAGCCCAUCUAAUAUAUGUGGGUCUCCUCCUGGCGCCAUUGGAAAACCACACAGCUUGGAGAGCAUUGGUUUUCCUCCAGACUCAGUAACAGCAGCUGGCAGCUACAAGAAAGCACCUGGGUUUGAGCGAGAAGAUCAGGUGGGGGCCGAGUAUUUGAAGACUUUCAAAUGCCAGCAAGCAAAAAUGAAAUCCCAUUCAUUGGAACAUAGGAGCCAGGAUCAACCUUUGUUACAGCCCAAACAGGACAUAUUGGGGAUUCUCCCAGUGGGGAGCCCACUGACAUCCAGCAUCUCCUCCAGUAUCACCUCCAGUCUGGCUGCAACACCACCAAGCCCUGCUGGUACCAGCAGCAUACCAGGCAUGAAUGCCAAUGCCCUUCCUUUCUACCCAACCAGUGACACCGUUGAGUCUGUUAUAGAGUCUGCCUUGGAUGACCUGGACCUGAAUGAAUUCGGAGUGGCUGCCCUGGAGAAGACAUUUGACAGCAGCACAGUGCCCCACACAAGUGGCAUCAUGAUAGGUGGGAGUUUGCUGCAAAGUUCUGCUCCUGUAAAUAUCCCCGGGUCCCUUGGAAGCUCUGCCUCCUUCCACUCUGCCUCUCCUUCUCCACCGGUCAGCCUCUCAUCGCAUUUUCUCCAUCAGCCCCAGGGACACUUAAGCCAAUCAGAAAACACAUUCCUGGGGACAUCAGCUUCUCAUGGAUCAUUAGGUUUAAAUGGGAUGAACAGCAGCAUAUGGGAACACUUUGCUUCGGGGAGUUUUUCGCCCAGUACCUCACCUGCAUUUCUGUCAGGUCCAGGUGCUGCGGAGCUGGCACGGCUACGACAAGAACUGGAUGAAGCCAACAGCACAAUAAAGCAGUGGGAAGAGUCUUGGAAACAAGCCAAACAGGCCUGCGAUGCUUGGAAAAAGGAGGCAGAGGAAGCAAAUGAUCGAGCCAACACAGCUAACAUGGAAUGUGAACUGGCCCGGGAGCAGAGGGAAGCCUUGGAGCUGCAAGUGAAGAAACUGCAGGAGGAGCUGGAGAGGAUCCACACAGGCCAGGACCCUCAAUUUCUGCGCUCUUUCUCUGACCUGGAAACUCUCUCGCUGUCUUCACUUUAUACACUUCAGAAACAACUGCGGGCAAACUUGGAGAAAGUUGAUAAGGCGGUAUUUCAGAUGCAGUCAGUGAAAUGCCUUAAGUGUCAGGAGGAGAACCGGGUGGUGUUACCGUGCCAACAUGCUGUGCUGUGUGAAACGUGCGCCGAGGAGGGAGAGUGCCCCAUCUGCCAUCCCAACAGGCCCCAUUCUCUGCAGUCGUGACCUUCCAAGGACGCUUGGUCUAAUCAUAUCGUAUAGAACUUUUUAACUUUAUACAUACGUACAUAUAUAUGUAUGUGUACAUAUAUAUAUGUAUGUGUAUAUAUAUAUAUGUAUAUAUGAGUGUGUGUAUGUGCAUGUUUGUGUAUGUAUAUAUGCGCACACACACACGCACAUACACACACAAAACAAAUUAGUUGCAGAGCACUUUUUAAUAUUUUACAACCCGCAUCUAAACUGCCCCUCACCCGUGCCCCACUAAUUCUAACUCUUGAGGAACUUUGAGAGCUGUUUUUAAUACAGAUCAAAGGGCCGUUUGUAAAGAGUCUGUGUUUCUCCUCUUUUCUAUUUAGAUAAUAACAAAUUUUUGACUAUUUCCAGAAGGAUUUUAAGUGGGCAAGAGGGGCUUCCAUGUGCUUUCCAGAGGAAGAGUUGAGAUCACAGGGAGGAAUGAGGUGGAUUGAAAUGACUUGUUCGUGUCUUCAGUCUCCUUGCUCUUUCACUGACCCAGCUUGGUUAAAGCUGUCCUCUCUGAUGGAAGCCCCACUGGGUCCCUGCCUGGUGGGGCUCACAUUGCCAAUCUCUGAAUGUGCAGGAGCUUUGUCUGUCAUUUAAACAGCAAAGUUCACUUUUUAAAAGCUUGUUUUUUCUUUUUACACACACUUUGUAUAUUUGUAUGAAAACAAGAAAAGAGAAAAAAAUAUAUUGGACCUAGAGCGAACCAGGCCCAACCAAUCAGUGACAUGUGUUCAUUACUGAUAAAAGCUGGGAUGUUCCAGGUUUGAGCAGCCUUAGAAGUAUUGCCCUUGUGUCAACUAAAGCCAUUUAUGAAAGGAAUAUGGAUGCACAAGUUCAUUCUUUCCAGUGGCCUCAUAUCUGGUGGCUGUCUAGAGACUUUUCACUGCUUCAGACCAGAUUAUAGUUUUCUUUUAGCCACAGGGACCCAUUUCAUAGUCACUGCAGAAACGCAUGAAACAGUUCCAGGUAGUCUGAAGAUGCUUUAGUUGAACAGACUUGAUGACGACACCUUAAGGAUGGCUGGUGGACUUACAGGCUCCUGAAGACCUCAUGCUAGUGAGAGUGUAUGCCAGCAGUGACAGAGAAAUACCCAGCAUGGAACAAACUGCUGAUAAACCUAUUCUUGCUUGGAACUGGAGGAGAGUGUAAAUUCCUUGCCUUGUAGUGCUCCUCAGUGGAGAUGGUUCUUCCUGACCUCAGCUGCUGAUCACAUCACUUUGGCAUAAAACAUGAUGCAUAUUAACACUUUUGACUUAGAAACACAGCCACUAUUCUUCUUUAUAUACAUAAGUGUUAGUGGUGGAGAAAUCUUAAAGGUAGUUAGUCCAAUCAUGUGCUGUGGCAGUGUUUCGUGUGUUACUUGGUUUCUGAGAAGAGAGAACUAGAAAGCACAAGGACUUUAAUUUCAAAUACUCAUUAAAAAUCUGUAACUCAUCAGCCUCACCAGCCAGUCUGUCCAGGUGCUGGUGAGUUGGUGGUAGUCUGGCUCUCUGUUCUAGAGGACUAGACACUGACUUCCAGUGCUGUCUGCUGACUCAUCACAGCAGAGAGGAAAGAAGUGGCUCCAAGCCGAAGAAAUGGUCAUCCUUUUCCAUGGUGCAAGAGAAACGUUGCAGGGUCCUCCAGCCCUCUGUCUUCUCUUUCUUCCUAUGCCUAACUCCUUUCUCAAGCGUGGGGCUUUCCACCACCCCACUAUCUCUGACCUGCUGAGUGUGUUCUCGGCCUCUGUCCACAACACCCCUUGCAGAGGAGCUCAAAGGACUUUCUGCUCGCUAGGAUCCUCUUCUUACUUGUCCACAACAAAUUUCUACCUUAGGUCAUUUCAGAAAGGCAAAGAAGGAGGGAAUCCCUCAGACUAGUCCUGUACCAGCCACACCUUGUCCAGUGCAGUUCCUCUCCAGGGAAAACAAACGGCACCAGCUUAGACCUGUCUAAUAACUGAGCUUUCCUGUGAUUUUCUUCACCAGCACGUCCAUUGGCUCUUUACAUCAGAUGGAUUGCAGUAACCUGCUGGGAUCUCAACCAAAUGGCCACUCAAGUGACUAAAUGUUAUUUUGCACAGGAUGCUGCCUGUGCUACCCUUCCCUGACCUGGAAAAGCACUGGAACCUCCAGCUGCCCGCUGUUGUUGUAGGAACAAAGGAACUGUUACCAGAGUCUUUCAGAAAGCUUCGUAUUUAAUGCAAAGACAUAAUUAGAUUUGCUUCCAUAAUUCUACCUUUCCUUUGCAUGGAAGGGGUUAUAUGCAUUCCCAGAUGAUCUCUUAAGUGCAGCUCUGUGUAGUUCUUUUUUAUGUUUUUCCCAUUAACUUGUUUUUGGGUUUUUUGGUAAAAACGCUUUUUUUUCCCCAUGUGUAUUUUAUUGUAACUAGCAUCAGUUUUUCUAAUUUUUUUUUUUUUUAAUGGAGAGACACUGUUGGGUGAUUAUUGUGGCUAUGUUGUUUGGUUAUAGCCUUUGAAUGUCUGUGCCAUGCGGCAGCACAUCUGCCUUGGUCUGAUCUUAAGGAAAGACCUUUUAUUAAAAUAUGUGAACAUUUCUUUUUUAGAAACAAAACAAGGAAGAAAAAAAAAAAAGAAAAAAAAGGGGAGAGGAGGAAAAAAAAAACCCAAUGAAGAUAAAAUUUACUAAAACAUCUUUGUAACUAACUUAAAUCAUAGGAAAUAAACUCUUGAAUCAGGUCUAUAAUAUUUAUAAGAACUAGAGCUCAUCAGCCUGUUUGGCUAUUGCUUUGUAACACUUGUUUUUUGGUGUUUUUUUUCUGUUUUUUUUUUUUUUUUUGGUUUGUCUGCUCUCCUGCCUCUCUGUCUUUGGAUAACCCUUUUUGCCAGAACUGCCUAGCGCCUGGCUGCAGGUUUCCAUCCGAUUCCUGUGGGGCUUCUUCACCUUGUCCCUUGCUCUCCCGGGAUGAAGCUUGUCCACUGAUCUGUCACUCUGUCUCAGCGUGACUUUCAGGAGUGAUGCAGCUCUAGAGGGUCAUAAGGGGGAACAAAUAUUAUUCUCCAGUUUCCAUGGGGGCGCAUUGCUUAGCCAGGGAGGUACAAAGAAAGCCUUUUUUUUUUUUUUUUUUUCCCUCAUUUUUUUUUCCUUCCCCUUUUUGUUUAAAAAAAACUGACCAGCUCUGUUUUAAAGCUUAGACUGAAGGACCAAAGAAUUCAAAACUUCCCUCGUUGUGGCCCUUAACUUUUAACUGUCCUUUGUCGCUCCACAAUCCUGGCAGAACAGUCCCGAGGAAUUGGCAGCAGCCGGGGGCUGGCGCGUGCCCUUCCCUUGCCUCCACCCCGAGGUAGCCAGCACUCUUUGCACAAACCCACAAACCUGUAGACUGUUUCUUUCCUCUGGUUCUUUAAGAAACGCUUCUUAAAAAUAGGUUUCUAUGAAUUUUUGUUUGCUGCUUAAAAAAAAGUGUCUGAAAUGUGAAUUUUUUUUCUUAGACAUCAGAUAGAAAAGAGAACUUGAUCUUCACAUCUUUUGUGAAUCUUUUGGGGGCCACUUACGUGACAGAAUUUCUUACUCGAGUGAGAUGAGAGCCGGGGGAAAAGAGAAGUUCUGCCCCCCUCCGGCAGUUGCUGCUGCCUGCCCGGGCAGGAAGGGCUAAGAGCGAGCGCAGCGCUGCCUCCGAGGCGCGGGAGUCUGGGCAGCUUGGAGGGGGGGGAUAAAAAGGGGGUGGCUAAAAUAAAUCUGGUGCUAAGGUAUGCAUCCUCUUUACUGUACUGUCAAGCUUCCUUCUGAAGCAGGAAACUCCCUUUCACAGGACGUGAGGUUUACACCAGGACUAGGGGGACUUUUUCUUUUUUGGCCAAGUCACGUUUCAAAUCUAAGUUUUGCCUCAGGAGCCGUUUGAGCGAACCCAGCGCCUCUGGGCUCCCUGCGUUCCUGCGCCGUCCUCCGCGAGGACGUGUUUCCUCCCCAGAGUUUGGGAGCUUUGCAAGUGCUGACCUCUAUGCCUAAUCACGCAGCUUGGAGGAUGCUGAGAUUUGGGAGAAGGGAGUCUUAAUUGCGUUGUGAAAACACAGUAUUUGUACAGGUCAAUAAACUCUUACUAUGGAAAAACAAAACAUAAAAGCAGAGGUGGCUUGAGGCAAUGAGGCCCUCGGUAGCUAGGUCUCAAAGAGCAGGGAUAUCGCUGGGGAGAAGAGCCAGGGAAGAAUUUAGGUAUGUUUGCCGUCUGCAUCCCCUUGGGGUACCAGGAGCGCUUUUAGGUCACCUCCAGCUGCGGCGGCGAUGCGCGUGGCGCUGGAGGGACCGGGGGGGACGGUGUCGGAGCCGGAGCGCGCCGUGGCGGGGGGCGCCGCCGCCGUUCCCACGCUGGGGGUUUUUUACUGCCGUACAUCGCUGAAGCUGAACCUGAGCCACUAGCAGAGCUUGUACGGCCGAGACGAUGCAGAGUUCCUUACCGCGCGCGGAAGCCGUGGACGCUGCGGGGGAACACGGCGUAUUUGUUGCUGUUCCACCAGCCUCCGUAUUGCCUUUUUCCUCCUUUUUCCCUAUCUGAGAAGGAAGAAUAUUACCAGUGUUUUCCUCCAGAAUUACGAUAAUCCUUGGAGUGAUAGCCAACAGAAAAAAAAUUGAUGUUACUGAUGAAAAAAACAAAGUAUUUUAACAGUGAAGUAUUCAUGCAGACUAGUGACUGCGUUGGAGAGAUUUCUGGGGCUUCCCCACUCUGUAGCUUCCAAUGUUAAAACAAAAUAAAUACAGUAUACGUUAAGAAAAUACUACUACACACUGCAGUAUUUCUGGGGGCAAGUCUUGCCUAGUGUCUUCCCUGCUUUCCCCAGCAGCAAGGACACCGGGCAGAAGCGCCCCUAGUCCGUGUAGAAGUUGGCAGAAUGGUAAUCAGUGGUGUGUAAAAUGUGUUGUUGAUUCCAUGUAUAGAACUGUGAUUUCAGCUGUCGUUCUCGCGCGCUCUUUCUCUCUCGUAUUCUGUAAAUAUGUGUUUUGGCUGUCGGAAACCUGGUUUAGACUCUUUUCUUGGCAGAGUGAAUUUGCAUGUGGGGCUGAAAAGAACUCAAUCUGUGUCACAAUUUCCAAGGGCAGGAUGGAUUUUUUUUUUUUUAGAGGACAAUAAAUUUUUAUUUUUUUGCUAAGAAAAAGAAAACAAAAAUAAA
Rhea pennata is the source of this 7884-nucleotide messenger RNA. It is a transcript of the gene UNK, whose product is annotated as unk zinc finger. The record is from RefSeq and is a predicted model, not a curated record. Gene Ontology annotation, molecular function: metal ion binding. Bases 309 to 2765 code for a protein of 818 amino acids. The transcript is spliced from 18 exons. NCBI's taxonomy places the organism in Eukaryota, Metazoa, Chordata, Aves, Rheiformes, Rheidae.